CUCCACUCGAUCUGUUUCCCAGCUAUUUUUAUACUUACUUUGAUACUACUCGCUCAGAAGACAUGACCAAAACUAUCGUUAUCGGCGUUCUGGCUCUGCAGGGAGCCUUCAUUGAGCACAUCCACGCGCUGAACACGCUGCGCGAGGUCGAGCACAUCCGCGAUGUCGUCGAGGUGCGCACCAAGGCUGAGCUGGACAAGGUCGAUGCCCUCAUCAUUCCAGGCGGCGAGUCGACAGCAAUUGCACUCAUUGCGGAGCGCUGCGGCAUCCUCGAUGAUCUGCGCGAGUUUGCUCGCACCAAGCCUACCUGGAAGGGCGGCCAGCAGCUGCUUGACGCCCUGCCAGUGACUGUGUCCCGCAACCAGUUUGGCCGCCAGGUCGAUUCGUUCACGAUCAAGCUGGAUUCGAAGCACAUCGCCGGCGAGCCGUUCAACUAUGUGUUUAUUCGCGCCCCUGCGAUUGUCUCCGUCGAUGAUCCUGAGGUCGAGCCGCUUGUGGAGCUGCCGCCGGGAAUUGGUCAGACCGAGGAGUCGGAGAACGGCCUGCUGGUUGCGGUCAAGUACCGCAGUAUGCUUGGCACCUCGUUCCACCCAGAGCUGACCCACGACAACCGCUGGCACCAGUACUUUGUGCGUAUGGCGCUGAGUCUGAUCUAAAUCCUCUUUUACCGAGCCAUAUUCGCUGACAUCCAAUGAAUAGAAUGAUUUAAAGGCAGUCAAGCCGCG
Linderina pennispora is the source of this 725-nucleotide messenger RNA. RefSeq names its product SNO glutamine amidotransferase. Gene Ontology annotation, molecular function: glutaminase activity. The transcript has 2 exons. Lineage: Eukaryota; Fungi; Kickxellomycota; Kickxellomycetes; Kickxellales; Kickxellaceae. Gene Ontology annotation, biological process: pyridoxal 5'-phosphate biosynthetic process; pyridoxine metabolic process. Gene Ontology annotation, cellular component: cytosol; glutaminase complex. Bases 63 to 656 code for a protein of 197 amino acids. The record is from RefSeq and is a predicted model, not a curated record.